AUGCGAUUUCCCUCGUCGGUUGCGUUUGCAGCGUCUUGCUUGGCUGCGAGCGUCGUCGCACAAACGAGCAGCUCCUCGGCUGUGACUACCACGGCACUUGCGAGCUCGUCUACGCCCGCGACGGCGACCAGCUCGACUGGCGCUGUCGCAUCAUCGCCUUCCUAUGGCACCGUCGUCUCGCUCAAUGGCUUCACAAUUCUGACGUCUCUCUUCACGACGGCGAGCAGCACCUUGCCAAGCGGUGUCAUCGCACUCACGCUCAGCAAUACCGUCGAGACUGUCACAGUACCUACCACCGGUGCAAUUCGUGUGACAGCCACUGAAGCCGCUCCUAGCGCCAGUGAAACUCCAAUUUCCGGCGAUGCGCCAAAGCAGAGCGUGACCAUGACCACGAGCAUCAUGGCAAUGCUAUCAGCUGUCACCUUAGGGGUCUUGCUCGCUUAG
This is a messenger RNA of Mixia osmundae IAM 14324, 444 nucleotides long. RefSeq lists its product as uncharacterized. NCBI's taxonomy places the organism in Eukaryota, Fungi, Basidiomycota, Mixiomycetes, Mixiales, Mixiaceae. The coding region runs from base 1 to 444 and encodes 147 amino acids. The record is from RefSeq and is a predicted model, not a curated record. The transcript is spliced from 3 exons.